AUGGCCGACUACGAGCGCGAACAGCAAAAUAACGAACUCCUCAACUCCCUCUCCAGCAAAGUCUCCGCGCUGAAACACGUCACAAUUGAUAUUUAUGAUAAUGCGCGGGAUCAGGAUUCGUUGGAUCACUCGAACCAAGUCUUCUCCUCCCUCUCAACAAACCUCAAAGGCAGCGCGAACCGGCUUACGCGCAUGGCGAGACAAGGCGAUACUGUUGCUGUGCUGAAGGUUGCGGGAAUUGUCAUUGGCGCUGGGGUAUUGCUUUGGCUUAUUCUUGGGUGGAUUUUCUAG
Aspergillus calidoustus is the source of this 291-nucleotide messenger RNA. The record is from the annotation of a GenBank genome assembly. Lineage: Eukaryota; Fungi; Ascomycota; Eurotiomycetes; Eurotiales; Aspergillaceae.